ACCAAAUUCCCAAACUCCAACUCUAAAAACACAUCUCACAAAGCCAAAAUGCAACUUGUGAACCCCUUCUCACGCCUUGCCUUGGUGCUGCUGCCUAUGGCUUUAAUGGCAUUUCUUCUUCUUCUUCUUCCGGUGAAUGGACAAAUCAAUAUGCCGUGCAGCGCCUCGAUGCUCUCGAGCUUCACCCCUUGCUUGAACUUUGUCACCAACAGCACCGGCAAUGGCACUUCCCCGACCGCCGACUGCUGCAAUGCACUCCGAUCUCUCGCAAGCGGCGGCCGGGACUGCCUCUGCCUCAUUGUCACCGGGCGUGUCCCCUUCCAAAUUCCCAUCAACCGGACUCUAGCCGUCUCUCUUCCUCGCGCCUGUAACUUGCCCGGCGUCCCCCUCCAAUGCAAUGCCGCUGCUGCCCCUGUUCCUGCUCCAGGUCCGAUCCCUCUUGGACCAGCUCUCUCCCCUGAAUCUUCGCCGUCGCCGUCGGUUACUCCUCAAGCGCCGGAACCCACCACUCCGGAUCUUUCUCCGGCGGCUGAAAAUCCAUCUUUCCCGGUUGGCCCCGAAGCUCCCACUGGGACCGCCGGAAGCCGCCCGGUUCUGACCCCGUCCGCCGCCGUGGCUUCAAACAGUUUCUCACCUUCUGUUCUGCUGCUGGGAUUCGCGGUUUUAAUUUUUAAAUUCAACUGAAUGUAUAGAAGAGAAGAGGAAGACAUUAUUUCCUCAGGAUUUCGAUGUGUAAUUUUCAUUAUUUUUCUCUUGUAUGAUAAUUAUUUGUCGGAGUGAUUGGAGUUUUAUGAUUCUGUUCUCUGUU
Momordica charantia (bitter melon) is the source of this 808-nucleotide messenger RNA. Its product is annotated as non-specific lipid transfer protein GPI-anchored 20-like. NCBI's taxonomy places the organism in Eukaryota, Viridiplantae, Streptophyta, Magnoliopsida, Cucurbitales, Cucurbitaceae. The record is from RefSeq and is a predicted model, not a curated record.